CACAUACGUAACGGAAUCGAGAAAUUGACAUUUAUUCUAAUUCUCGUGUAGCGGCCAAAAUCAGCUGACGACGAAUCGGCCCAAUCGGCCGUCAGCCGAGAUAAAACGAUUCGCUUUAUUGCGCUAUCGUCGCGCGUGUGCGUCUCAGUAGUGUGCGUUGCAAUAUAAUAAUAUAAUAAUAUAUGCAACACAAAUCGGUGUGAUUGUACUGCGCCGCACCAAUGACGACGACGACGACAACGAUGACAGUUGUGCUCUUUUUUUGGUCUGUUUUGACAUUUGACGAGUCAAUAUGGCAUCCUCGUCACAGAUGAGAGUCCGCAAUCUUUCGCGGUUAUUUUAGAGGGCUUUAUUCUCGCUAUUCCGCAAAGUCGCGUGUCGUAUUUGGACUCGGUAUUAAAUACUUCUGGCAGGGAAAUUCGACAAAUGACGCGAUUUCGGAUUAAUCGCGGUUAUCCUUGAUUUUAACACAAUCCUCGCGAUAGGAAUGUUUAGUCAGUAUAUUAGUUCUCCACUUCCGCGUAUUAUUACGUAAUCAUAAUAUUUAAAACACUAUCACAUCCGAGCGAUACUGGCAAGAAUAUGCACUUUCCUCCAUUGAUGUUCUGUUUUGAUUAGGAAAGUGCCCGAGAAAGUUUACAGUUUCUUUUAUACAAUUAAUUCGUGCACCAUUCACGUGACGUUAUUUUGACAUACGUUUUGACACGGAAGAAAAUUCUUCCGUUUUAUAUCAUCCUAUUUGACAUCAUAUGAUCUAAUAUGCGCGGGUACGAGAUUGUGAAUACACAGAUGACUAAUGUUGUAUGAAAAGUCAAUAGAGUAAAAAAGGACCAGAAAUUGUUAAAUGACAGCAGAAAUAUAAAAUGUUUGAAUCUCCAAGAAGUCUCCAGGAGGUUUGCAUCGAUUUCAUCUGCGGUAACGUUCUAGGCUUGUGCGAGGUUCAUCUCGGUGAUACAAGUCUACAUUCUUCCACUACUCCUAAUAGUACCAUUGUUUCCGAUCAACAAGAUGUCUGUACAUUGAAUAGUAAUAGUGCAGAAGUUGCUUUUGAUACUACAAUAGGUAGAACAUUAUCUAAUGAUGCUCCCUCCAACUCUGCAACUCGGCUUACCUUUAAGCAUCCAGACGCCUUUUUGCCGGCCGAAGUGUCGGAGCAAUUAUUAUCCAACCUGUGUGAAAAAAAAACUUUGUCCGACUUGACAAUUACACUUUUUGACUCCAAGACCACUAGAUUAAGGCAUGUACGACUGAAAGACGCGUCGACAUUAUCAGCUAAAGGCUUAAGUGUUCUUAAGCAACAUAAAGUUAUAGAUUUAAUAGUAAAUGGACUUAAAAUAACUGUUAAUGAUUUAAUUAGUUGUUUAGGUGAUUGGAGUAUACAAAAUCUUAGGUCGCUAAGUGUAGCUAAAGGAAGCUUUAUGGAUUUUUCAAGACAACGCAUGGUAGAUAUUGCAACAUUAAACAAAUUAAAGGCGCUUCACACCUUGAAUGUCUCAGGGACAGAAUUUAAUAAACAUGGUUUGGACAUAGUAGUCGAAGAUCUUCCCCUUUUAGAGAGCUUAGAUAUAUCUUGUACAAGAGUUGAUGAUAUAACACCGUUAAGAAAAUGUAAAGAUCGUUUAAAGACAUUAAAUAUGUACAAUUUAAAAAUAAGUGGGUGUGGAAGUUUAAUACCAGUAUUACUGGAGUUAAAUGAAUUAAGGCAUUUAGACAUUUCCGAUGAAAAAGAUCCACACGGUUUUGAAGUUUUUGCACCAGCUAGGCCAAAAAUAACAGAUUUUCUAAGAGCUCUUAAUUGUAUGCCUUAUUUGACGACUUUAGAUUUGUCGGGUGAGUAGAGAGUGAUA
Molecule: messenger RNA, 1847 nt
Organism: Formica exsecta
Lineage: Eukaryota; Metazoa; Arthropoda; Insecta; Hymenoptera; Formicidae
Product: protein zyg-11 homolog B-like
Exons: 5
Coding region: 864-1838 (324 amino acids)
Cellular component (GO): Cul2-RING ubiquitin ligase complex
Source: RefSeq, a predicted model, not a curated record